This is a messenger RNA of Emiliania huxleyi CCMP1516, 189 nucleotides long. RefSeq lists its product as hypothetical. Bases 1 to 189 code for a protein of 62 amino acids. The record is from RefSeq and is a predicted model, not a curated record. NCBI's taxonomy places the organism in Eukaryota, Haptophyta, Isochrysidales, Noelaerhabdaceae. The transcript has 2 exons.
AUGUCAUCGGACACCGAGAGCACGGUCUGCGACCCGCGGUUAGAGGUCGCACCCGAGCCGCAAGUCCCCAAGGGGCCGGGCCAGAUAAGGCGCGUGCCCCAGCUGUUCACAGCAACAGCACGGCCGCGCAGCCCGCUGCACUCGUCGCUCGUGCGUCAGGCGCGGCCGCGGCGCUCUCGCUUCUGCUGA